This is a messenger RNA of Necator americanus (New World hookworm), 1518 nucleotides long. RefSeq lists its product as uncharacterized. Gene Ontology annotation, molecular function: protein binding. The record is from RefSeq and is a predicted model, not a curated record. Gene Ontology annotation, biological process: protein transport to vacuole involved in ubiquitin-dependent protein catabolic process via the multivesicular body sorting pathway. Gene Ontology annotation, cellular component: ESCRT-0 complex. The transcript has 11 exons. Bases 1 to 1518 code for a protein of 505 amino acids. Lineage: Eukaryota; Metazoa; Nematoda; Chromadorea; Rhabditida; Ancylostomatidae.
AUGGUCGUAGCUGGACGUUCUAUGGAGCCUCCGCCACUGCCGUCCAAGCCACACAUGUCGGCUGAGAGCAACGAAAACGAAGAAUAUACCACCUUCUCAGUGUCGGCAGCUAAAGCGUUCUUCGAAGCUGCAAAAAAGCCUGAAGUACGUCAGGCGGCUGUCGCAGCAGCCAAAAAUCCAUUCGUUCGCAGUGUCGCGAAGUCAGCGGCACAAAAUCCUGAAACACGAAGCCAGCUGAUUGCUGCGCUUGAAAAGCAGUAUGGUGCAAGGAGCCCUGAACACAAGCCAAGCCCUCCAUCAAAGCCGCGACAUGAUGAGAUAGCAUCGCCACCACCGCCCCCACCGCAUCGUGCAACAGGGUCGCAUAUGGCGACGUCAUCGGCGUCCAGCUACUCGUCGACGCCCUCAGCAACUUAUAAAUCCAACGACGACUACAAUAAACCGUUGCCAGCCGUUCCAUCAACAAGCUCCUCCCACUAUGGCUCCACCCCCUCCAACGGGAUUGCCUAUCCGUCAUUGGUCAAUGAGCUCCAAGCAUUACAUAUGAACAACCAAGGCACAAAAAAACCUCAGCCAACUCGUCCACCUCAACCCGCGUCACCAAAUAAAGGUUCUAAUAAACCUGCUCGUCCACCACCGCCGAUUCCACCGACGUCGAGGAUUACAUCUGCUGUCACUCCAUCACAACCGCAUGCUAUCGCGAAAUUUUCAUUUACCGGAUCUCAACAGGAUGAGUUGUCAUGCGCUGCUGGUGAUAUCGUAGUCCUGAAGCGAAACGUCGACGAACAAUGGGUCUACGGGAUGAACAAUCGUACCGGUUCAUACGGUAUUAUUCCCGUAUCAUUUCUGGAUAUUCAAGUACCACUGACUUCAGAAAUCCCAACAACAGGAGUGAUAGCAACAGCGAUCUACGAUUAUCAGUCAAAUACUCCAGGAGAUUUGUCUUUCCACGUCAACGAUCAAAUCAGGGCCAUUGAACGGGUCGGUCCUGAUUGGUUGCGAGGGAACCUACAUGGCAGUGAAGGGAUCUUUCCGGCGAAUUUCGUCUCAUGUCCCGGAAUAGGUGGUCUACCUAUGACGCAACCUGCAGUUCAGCCCAAAUCUUUGGAACAGAUGACUGCAGCCUAUGACUAUUCGUCAGGAGUAGCUGGCGAUUUGGAGUUUAAGGCCGGAGACACAAUACAAAUCAUAGCACAUUUGGACCAAGAUUGGAUACGAGGACGGGUGAAUGGCCAGGAGGGACUCGCUCCUAUGUCAUUUCUCGCCCCCUAUGGUACAUUGGUGAAGAGCCCAAAGAUGCGCGGUAUAGCAGCUCUUUCAGCCCUUGGAGGCACAGGACGAGUGGUAACUGCAAUUGCGGACCAUUGUACCGAUGAUCCUACUCUUCUCUAUUUCUCCAAAGGCGACAAGAUAAUUAUUGUUGAAGAUGUGGAUAACUAUUGGUAUCGUGGUAAAGUUGAAGGUUUCAAAACGUUACCUGCUGGUCUAUUUCCCAAAGCACUUGUAAAGGAAAACUAA